AUGUCACAAGUGUCGCCAGCGUCGCCGACGCCGCCGGCGGCCGUGAGCCAGUCGUCGUCCGACGAGGAGCCGGAGAUUGAUGUGAUCUCGAGCAGCGACGAGUCGGAGCCUAUUUAUAUUCCUCGCGAGAAAGAGCCCGUCGUCAUUCGGGGAAUCGGCAACAUCACUGUGUAAGUAUCCGAAUUCGUGAAAAUGGGACGGACUAUUGCGAGGGUAUUGCACGGUUUAUUGCGUUCCCAGCAAUUUAGGUUUACAAGACUCAACUCGACAUGAAAACAGCAAUGAAAAAUACAAAAAAUGAACCUCUCGCACCCAAAGCGAGAAUCAUACCACUAGAUCAAUUCCGCGGCCGAUGCAUCGGAAUUAUUCAGGUGACGGUGCGUUGAUCAUAUACACAGCAUUUUCUCGCUACCCACACAAAAACAGCUGCCUGCGCGGUAACUUUUCUUCCGCGUCUCUUUCCGCGCGGCAGCGUGCGUCUUCAUCGAAUUAGAGAUAUAGAAGCUUUGUACUAAGCUUCGGCCACUGGCCGAAUGGUCUAGUGGUUCAAUGUUCGGUCCAUUCUUUUUACUUUCAAUAGGGUUGCUCAUGUGUAAAUUAAAAACCCAAAAUUCCUGUUCUUUAGAUUUGGUAUGAACUCUCGCUUCAACACGGAAUAUCCGCCCGAACUGACUGGCUACAUUGCUCCAGAAGAGCUCUCCGCCACUCUUUCCCGUGUGAAUGCGGUUCUGAAGCGGCACGUACAGACCUCGAGUCGCUGGCUUCUCUGCGGCCUCGCCUUCUGUUGCUGCUCACUGGGAUGCUCCAUGUGGCCGGUGCUUUGUUUGAACAGACGGGUAAGCGAUCUGAUUUCAACCGAACUUUCCUAUAAAACACCUUGCAGACAGUGCUGGCUCUUGAAAAGUGUCUGGACCACGAAAAUGUCAGUCUGUAUCACAAAUUGGGACUCCACUGGGUGCUCGCGCGCCGUCCCACCGAACCAUCCGACCGGCUCACCGAGUAUGUGCUCGAGCUGAGGAUCAUGCCGAAAGCUGCUCUCAAUCUGCCCGACUGA
This is a messenger RNA of Caenorhabditis sp. 36 PRJEB53466, 1054 nucleotides long. NCBI's taxonomy places the organism in Eukaryota, Metazoa, Nematoda, Chromadorea, Rhabditida, Rhabditidae. The record is from the annotation of a GenBank genome assembly.